AUUUACGCAUGCGUCGAGCGGACCAGGCGGUGAGGGGAAACCUCGCGAGAAGAAGCGGCGUGAUGACGCAACAAUCCGGAAGGGUCUGGAGAACCCGGAAGUGGUAGCUGCAGGGGCUGGGUCCAGGAUGGACGAUACACUCUUCCAGCUGAAGUUCACAGCAAAGCAGCUGGAGAAGCUAGCCAAGAAGGCUGAGAAGGACUCAAAGACUGAGCAAGCCAAGGUCAAGAAGGCCCUUCAGCAGAAGAACGUAGAAUGUGCUCGUGUCUAUGCAGAGAAUGCAAUCCGGAAGAAGAACGAAGGGUUAAACUGGCUUCGGAUGGCUUCCCGAGUGGAUGCAGUGUCCUCCAAGGUCCAGACAGCAGUGACCAUGAAGGGGGUGACUAAAAAUAUGGCUCAAGUGACCAAGGCCUUGGACAAAGCUCUGAGCUCCAUGGACUUGCAGAAGGUCUCGGCGGUGAUGGAUAAAUUUGAGCAUCAGGUUCAGAACUUGGAUGUUCACACUUCGGUGAUGGAGGACUCCAUGAGCUCUGCUACCACCCUGACCACGCCGCAGGAGCAGGUGGACAGCCUCAUCGUGCAGAUUGCCGAAGAGAAUGGCUUGGAGAUCAUGGACCAACUCAACCAGCUCCCCGAGGGGGCUUCGUCAGUGGGGGAGAGCUCUGUCCGCACCCAGGAAGACCAGCUGUCCCGAAGAUUGGCUGCCUUGCGGAAUUAAAGUCUCCCAUUGUUCUGGAGGAUUGCUGUUCCCCUACUGAUCAUGCAUCGAGUGGGGAGAUGGGGGAGACCCUCCCCCAAACCUCCCACUCCAUCUCUUCUCUGGCCUUCUGCUAGCAAAACCAGAACCAGCCAGUCACUCCUUCAGCUGCCUGUUGCUCUGUGGUGGACUCUCUUUGGUCUUUUUCGAUGAUGACUACUUCCUGAAGAGGCAGCAGGAAGAGACGUUGGAGGAGGUUUGCUGAGUGAGCGUGACCUUGCUCUGGGCUUUGGUGGCAGGGUGUUCAGGGCUCUUGUCUUUAAAGCAGUGCUAUCACUCCCCCUCUGCAUCCUGGGCCUCUAGGGGGAGUGAAGAUGCUGCUUUGAUUCUAACACUACAUGGAGAUCUUGUUGAAAGGGGAAGUGCAUGUUCUGAUGGGACACUGGGGGCCUGACCAUCUCCGGAUGGCUGUAUGUCUAGCAAAUGUGUAGUGCAUCUUUAUCUCCACAUCCUGUACAUUGCCUCUCUUAGCCACAAUGUGCUUUGCUGUGGAUGACCCUCUACCAACAGCUUGCAGCAGGUAGUGCCACAGAUCCUUUCCAUUUCCAUCCAAGCCCCUUUCUUCCCCACUGCCUCUUGUAGCGGGGGGAAGAGAUGCCCGCUUGGGGUGUAUAUAUGGAUUGGUAGCAUUUCAUGGGCAUUUCAGCUGCCUUGGAUGAAAGGCGCAAAUCUGUGUAAUGGUGUCUCUUACUCUAACAUCCAUAUUCCCAGUUAUCUGCUCGUCCCUGGUGCAGCGCAGCAUUGAGACAAUAGGGACCCCAGUGGUGAUGCCCAGUGUGCAGGGAUCUCGCUUUGCCAACUCUUAGCCCUUGCGCUGCUUGUCACGUUGCCCGCCCUGGAUUUUCUCACCAUUAAGUGACCUUUGAGAAGUUUGCCUCCACAGUCACACGCUGUGACCGCUGAGAUCUGGCCAGGCGAGAUGGGAUUCUUCGUGCACACCACCCCAGGGGUGAAACUGGCCUGAGCUGCUCCAACCCGGCAGCAUUCAAGGUGCAGCGCUGUCUGCUGGGAACUGGUCUGUCUCCAAGCUCUGUCGCUGGCAGCACUGCAGCAGAGCAAAUGUCCAGACCCUCCUGUGAAUGGUGAGGAUGUCUGCACUGUCCCUGCGGAUGUUGUACUUCCCUCCUAAAUACCUCGGUUGCCUUUACCUCUUGGGUCUCUUCCCCCCCCCCAACUCCCUUCCUCAGGGCUGACACUGACGAGAUGCCCCAGCUCCACUGAUGACUGAGGGUAAGCCCAUCACUUCCUUUAACCCGGUUCCACGCUGCAGGGCCGGGAGCCAGGCUGAGAAGGAAGGAUCAGCCCCCCCACUUUCCUCAGCCCCAGGCAUGAGAGCUUUUGGAGGCGUAUGGUGUCACUUCUCACACUCAGCCUCUUCAGCCCAGCUCCCUGUAAUGGUGGGAGACAGCGCUGGGGGCGUGGGAGGUAGUGAGGGGAGAUCUGAGCCCAGCUUGCUGCUGGGUGGGAGGGGAACCGAGCCAGGCUCCCAUUCAUUAGAGUUUUAACCCCAUCCCUGCUGGCUCCACACUAGCUGCCAUGUGCCGGGAGUCUGGUACCGCUGUGCCGGAAUCAGUGCAGAGCACAUCUGGCAUACCCAGCAACAUGGCACGUGUUUGGCAGCAGCGACAGUCAGGAGUGGUUACUGUGAUGAACAGCCCUGGGGCUGGAUUGCUGGUUUCACAGGGAGGGCUGGCUCACAAUUCGUUAACUGUCUCUAAGUGUUAAGUGUCCAGUAGCUUCUCGCAGAUGUGCUAAGGGACCUGCUUCCCUUUGGCUAGGGGGCAAGAAAUCCCCACUUUGGGGAGCAGGGGAGGCAGAUGGCAUCAGACACAAUCCCCAUCACCCUCGCCCCUGAGAGUGUCGGGUGCAGCCUGGUGCCUGAGAGUGGCUGGCCUUGCCACUCCCAGUGCAGACAGCAGGUUGCUGGGGUACGGAGUACAAGAGAAGUCAGCAGGCUGGGGGUUCUGCAGCACUUGCGUGUGGACACACUUCGACAUCUCUCGAUAUUUUCCCUCCGAAUCUCGUGGCCUUGGAAGAUGCAUGUUCGCCUCCCUAUUGCGAUUACCCUGAGCUGGGCUGUUUGAGUCCAGUUGUGGCCGCCCCCCACACGGUGACAGAGGAGAUGCAGGCCCCUUUCCCAGACUGAGGAGGAACUGUAGGCAAGCCCAGGGGCUUUGUUUCUAAUCCUGGCAGAGUCCCUGACUUGCUUGUGACCGGGUGUUUGGUCUCUGUGCCUCAGUCAGACCCAGCUGGGUAAAACGCAGGAGCCCCCCUGAAAAUCUGAGCAGAGCUUUCCAGGGCAACCCCAUGGGGGGCAUUUAACUGGGCUUGCAGGGCAGGCUGACCUGGGGCAGCUGUGAACGUCUUGUUCCACCCCGCUGGGGUGUUUGCAGGAGGCACAGUGAGCAAUAGCCCUAAUUUCCCCCUUCCCCCCCAGGCUCCUACCUUGUGGAAAUGGCGUAACCCUGCCCAGCCCCUCACAGCUGCCAGGAGAGAGAUCAGCAGAAGGGGUCUGUAAACGGGUGGGCCCGGCCUUUGCCCUGGGGAGGAGACCCUGCCCUCUGUAAAUGGGCCUUUUCUUUCCGUGUGGUGCUGUCUGUGAAGUUUUACAACGCUGCUUUCCCUUGCUGGUUUUGAAAUGAAAGCUGUAAAUUCCACUCUGCCGUUUUAAAUAAAGGAACUGUCCCUGCAAA
Molecule: messenger RNA, 3450 nt
Organism: Chelonia mydas (Green sea turtle)
Lineage: Eukaryota; Metazoa; Chordata; Testudines; Cheloniidae
Gene: CHMP1A
Product: charged multivesicular body protein 1A
Exons: 7
Coding region: 128-718 (196 amino acids)
Biological process (GO): protein transport; late endosome to vacuole transport; endosome transport via multivesicular body sorting pathway
Cellular component (GO): ESCRT III complex; multivesicular body
Source: RefSeq, a predicted model, not a curated record